Pogonomyrmex barbatus (red harvester ant) is the source of this 16443-nucleotide messenger RNA. Its product is annotated as midasin. Gene Ontology annotation, biological process: ribosomal large subunit assembly; ribosomal large subunit export from nucleus. The record is from RefSeq and is a predicted model, not a curated record. Gene Ontology annotation, cellular component: nucleus; preribosome, large subunit precursor. Gene Ontology annotation, molecular function: ATP binding; ATP hydrolysis activity. Lineage: Eukaryota; Metazoa; Arthropoda; Insecta; Hymenoptera; Formicidae.
GCCUGUAUUUCUUUUGUAUCAUCAUUCUGCUCACUGUACGGUCGACGGGUGCGUGCAUCUGCAGGUUUGAUAAAACCACGUGUUUUUCGUUAAUCAUAACCUGUUCCAAUUUUUUUUGAUUUCUACAUAUUUAUAAUUGUGUACUGUUCUUAAUUUUAUUUAGCUUUGACUUUCUGAAAAAAUUGUGCAAGAUGUUUACUGAAAAUUUAUCAAUUUUCUGUGCACGAAAUGAAAAAUAUAAACAAAAAUUCUCGCUAUUGAAAGAAUUUAGUAAACUUGAAUAUGACAAAAUUUUGGAAAUAUUAUGUGAAUUUUUUAUGCAACCACAGUGCACGAAAGAUGUUGCAGAAUGUUUUCCAGAAUUAUUACCAGCGCUUAUUUCUCUAGCAAUACUUUCAAAUGAUUUACGAUCAGCAGUGUUGGCUGAUAAGGAUAUUAUUCAUAGAUUGAAUUGUGUUAUACUAGGAAAACUGCUUAUUAUUAAUCAAGAUUUACUAGUAUUUAUUUUACACUAUUUUGAUGUUAAUCCAGCUCCAUUUGAACAUUUUGACUCGCUUGAUGAAGUUACACCUAUGAAAAAACGGAAUACAAGAAAAUUUUCAUAUAUCUCAGAAGUAUCUGAAUAUGAUAUUGUUAUUGCAUGUCAUAAUAUCUUGCAGUCUGCUGUGAAUCAUUUUAAGCAUAAAUGGAAUUGGUCUAAAUUUUAUAAGUAUCUAACGAGUACUGAUGACAGAGUGAAAUGGAUGGCUUUAAAAUGUAUUGCAAUAGUUUUGAAUAUGUCUGAAUCAACAAGGCUGUCAUGUGCGCAAGCAUUAAUUCCAAAUUUUGAAAACUUUUUAAUUGAUUGUGAAGACAAAGACACUAAUACUAGCAUUGCUUGUGCCAGCUUUGAGUCAAUGGAAGAUAUAGUAAAAAAUAUCUUGUCUGUUGUAUCUGUCGAUGGUAUUUUAUUGCCCACUCUCGGCAGAAAUCAAAGCACUUAUAAUUUAGUUCCAGUUUCUUCCACGAAGAAAAAUUUACAAAGUUUAGCCAUAGCUGUUGGCUCUAGAAAAUGUAUUUGCUUGCAAGGGCCAGUCGGUAGUGGUAAAACAGCUUUGGUAGAGUAUUUGGCGAGAAUCACUGGACACGAUACAUCAAAUUUCAUUAAAGUACAAUUAGGCGAUCAGACUGACUCGAAGAUGUUGCUGGGAAUGUAUAGGUGUACUGAUAUACCUGGUGAAUUUGUUUGGCAACCGGGUGUUCUCACACAAGCGGUUGUUGCCGGCAAAUGGCUUCUUUUGGAAGAUAUAGACAGCGCUGCCCUUGAUAUAGCUAGUGUCUUGAGCAAUCUGAUGGAAACUGGAACACUCUGUGUACCUGGUUAUCGCGAUACUAUUUAUGUCAACAGUGGAUUCCAGUUGUUUGUUACUCAGCGAUUGAUGAUGUCCACUACAGGAAUUCAAAAACCUUUCACGGGAUCCUCGAGUUUAUUACAAAAACAUUGGCUGUGUCUAAAUGUGGAACCUUUGUCUAGAAACGAAUUAAUCACUGUUGUUCAAACAUUAUUCCCAGUAUUGAGCACCAUUGCUACUAAAAUAGUAAAUGUAUUCCUGUUGUUUUCAGUAGGUAAUCAUGAUAGUAAAAGUAACGAAAAUGAUACUAUAUUAUCACUGAAAAUCGGACGACAGACGUCGACGCGAGAUUUAAUAAAAUGGUGCUCCAGAGCUGUCAUUAAUUUUGAUGUUUCAUCGUCAGAUUCUGCAAUAAAAAUAUUUCAGGAUGCUUUAGAUAUCUUCUGUUAUUCGGUACCUAAUCAAGAACAACGAUUAAAUUUGGCGAAAGCGGUAGCUCACAAACUUGGCAUUGUACAUAUGAAAGCAGAUUACUUUUGCAACGUGUACAAACCAAUCAUAAAACCGCUUCCCGAGUUUCUGAGAGCAGGCAGAGUGGAGUUGAUUCGUAAAAAAGAACAAUACGCAACAAUAAAAAUAAAUGUAAAAAAGAUCAACUUCUCCUUUACAAGACCUUCUGCGUGUUUGUUGGAACGUAUAGCUACUUGCGUCAUGCAAAAAGAGCCUGUGCUACUAGUCGGUGAGACGGGAACUGGAAAAACAAGUGCAAUACAAUAUUUGGCGAGAAAUACUGGUCACAAAUUGAUAAUCAUAAAUAUGAAUCAACAGAGCGAGAGCGCGGACUUAUUAGGUGGUUAUAAACCGAUCGAUCUGAAGUUCCUGAUAUCGCCCAUCCGAAGGGAGUUUGAAAUCUUGUUCCACUCUCAUUUUCUAUUCGAACCGAAUAAAGAGUUCCUUGAACACUUAGCUGAGUACUAUGAACAAAAGGAAUGGAAGGCUGUUGUUGCUAUGAUGGACUGUUCUGCGGAUGCUGCUAUAAAGAAUUUGAAAAAGAAGCUUAAAGACAAUGCAUGCAUGCAAGAAAAAGACAUGUAUGCAAGAAAAAAAUGAAAAAUAUUUAAAAAGAUAGAUAUGCUGAAAGAAUGGGAAGAAAUAAUGGAGAAAUUAGAGAAAUUAAGACUUCAAGUGAUAAGCCAAUAUGCGCUGGCAUUCUCCUUUAUAGAAGGGAGUUUAGUCAAGGCUUUGCGAAAUGGUUAUUGGGUUCUCUUAGAUGAGAUUAAUUUGGCGAAUGCCGAUACAUUAGAAUGUCUUUCUGGUUUAUUGGAAAAUUCUUCGGAAUCGUUGCCGUUACUAGAGCGUGGUGACGGAGAACCUGUGAAAAGACAUCCCGACUUCGCUGUGUUCGCGUGUAUGAAUCCGGCUACGGAUGUUGGCAAGAGAGAUCUACCAGUUGGUUUGAGGAACAGAUUUACUGAGUUUUACAUUGACGAGUUGACUGAGCAAUCAGAUCUUCUUUUGCUUGUAAGAUCCUAUCUGGAGAAGCUAAAUCUUCCACCAGAAAAACAUGAAGCGAUCGUAAAAUUUUAUCGGAACGUGAAAAAGGAAGCUAUGAACACGUUAUUUGAUGGUACAGCGCACAAGCCGCAUUACAGUUUGAGAACGUUGUGUCGCGCAUUAUACAUUUCUGCGUCAGUUCCCUGUGGCAAUAUUCUGAGAUCUCUAUAUGAAGCCUUCUCUUUGAGUUUUUUGACACAGCUGGAUUAUAAAUCGUACCCAAUCGUACAGAGAAUGAUCGUAAAAGCUAUCUUAGAUAAUAAAAACAUCAAAGCAAUUCUUUGCCAUCCUAUACCGAAACCGAAGAAUAGUUUUGCAGAAGAAUACAUAAACAUUGAAGGAUAUUGGAUCUUGCAAGGAAGUUUAACACCUGAAACACCUAACAAUUACAUAUUGACUGAUUCUGUUAAAAGAAACUUGAAAGAUUUAGUAAGAGUAGUAUCGAUCGGAAAAAUUCCAGUUUUAUUACAAGGUGACACAUCAGUAGGCAAGACGAGUUUGAUUAUGUAUCUAGCGAAAAUCACAGGACAUGUUUGUGUCCGCAUAAACAAUCAUGAGCAUACGGAUCUACAAGAAUAUGUCGGAAGUUAUGUCGCGGACGAAAAGGGAAACCUAGUAUUCAAGGAAGGUGUUCUAGUUGAUGCAAUGCGUAAAGGAUAUUGGAUCAUUUUGGACGAGUUAAAUUUAGCGCCGAGUGAUGUUCUGGAAGCUCUGAAUCGAGUCCUCGAUGACAACAGAGAAUUGUUUAUACUUGAAACACAACAGGUAGUAAAAGCACACGAACAUUUCAUGCUAUUUGCAACGCAAAAUCCUCCUGGACUCUACGGCGGCCGAAAAGUUCUGUCACGAGCGUUCAGAAAUAGAUUUGUUGAAUUGCAUUUCGACGAAAUACCGCCAAACGAAUUACAGAUAAUACUCAGUCAAAGAUGCAGUCUGCCAGAAUCAUAUAGCAAACAAAUGAUUAACGUAAUGACGGAUCUCCAGAUAAGGCGUAAGAGUACAGCUACUUUUGCUGGUAAAAAAGGAUUUAUAACUUUGCGAGAUCUGUUUCGUUGGGGCGAGAGAUAUAGAUUAGCUCCCGACGUAGGUAACAAACUGUACGAUUGGAGUCAACAUCUAGCGGACGAAGGUUAUCUUGUUCUCGCGGCUAAAGUCCGCAAAGCGGAAGAAGCGGAUGAAAUAAGAUCUGUUAUAAAAAAACAUCUAAAGAGAGAUGUAGAUCCUUAUAAUUUGUUUACAUUGAAUGAUAAGACUUCGCCAGUAACAAAGCAUUUAUUGGAAGACAUUCUUAAAAAUGUUAUCCCUAAUUUUAAUCAUAUUGUUUGGACUUAUCACAUGCGUCGAAUGGCAGUUCUUGUGAAGAAAUCUUGCCAAUUUAAGGAACCGGUGUUGUUGGUCGGAGAAACUGGUGGGGGCAAGACAACAAUCUGCCAAUUGAUAGCAGCUAUUAACGGUCAAACAAUGUAUAGCAUGAACUGUCACAUGCAUACGGAGUCGUCAGAUUUUUUGGGUAAUUUACGACCUAUCAGAGAACAUUCGGAAGAUGAUCAAAAGCUUUUUGAGUGGUUAGACGGGCCUCUGAUAAACGCAAUGCGUAACGGCGAUCUGUUCUUGGCCGACGAAAUUUCGUUGGCUGAUGACAGCGUAUUGGAACGACUAAAUUCACUUUUGGAACCAGAUCGUAGUCUUUUAUUGACUGAAAAAGGAAUAGAGUCUUCGUACGGAGAAGAGAAUACUGUGAUCGUGGCGGAUGAGAAAUUUAUAUUCAUCGGCACGAUGAAUCCUGGCGGUGAUUAUGGCAAGAAGGAGCUUUCGCCAGCCUUGCGAAAUCGUUUCACCGAAGUGUGGUGCGAGGGAUGUUCAGCUAGAAAUGAUUUGCACGAUAUAAUAAUACAUAAUCUUCGCAUCGAUUCGCAAACAAGGAAGGAGUCCAUCGCUACUGCAAUAUUGAAAUUCAUCGAAUGGUUACAAACCACCGAAGUAGGCAAGAAACUUACUGUGAGCAUUCGAGAUAUACUUACUUGGGUCGAUUUUAUAAAUGUGUGCACUAGUGGUACUCUGUUAUCAAAAUUGACGAUUGGAGAGGCAUAUUAUCACGGUGCUUGUCUUACGUACCUUGAUAGUCUUGGAUCUGGCUCCACAGGUUCAGAGAGUGUCAGCAAAUUGAAAGCUUUUACAGAAAUUGCUCUUCAAUUUAUCAAAUUGGAAAUUAAAAAUGUAAUGAAAUUUGAUCUUAAUACAGUAACUUCUGUGGUAAACGAAAAUGUUGUAGAUACUUCAGAUAUAUUUGGAAUACCACCAUUUUACAUUAAAAAAGGUUCAAUCUCUUGCAAAGACUACACAUUUACAUUUACAACUUCUACUACAAAACUGAAUACGUUAAAGCUGCUAAGAGCAUUGCAAUUAAACAAACCGAUUCUUUUGGAAGGAAGCCCAGGUGUAGGAAAAACUAGUUUAGUGUCUGCACUGGCUAAAGCCGCAGGACAUACUUUGCUUAGAAUCAAUUUAAGCGAUCAAACGGACAUAUCCGAUUUGUUCGGUGCUGAUCUGCCUGUAGAAGGUGGAAAAGGAGGUGAAUUUGGCUGGCGGGACGGUCCAUUUUUGCGAGCUUUGCGAGCCGGAUAUUGGAUCUUGCUCGAUGAAUUAAAUUUAGCAUCACAAUCAGUUUUAGAAGGCCUUAACGCAUGCUUUGAUCACAGGGGAGAAAUAUACAUUCCUGAAUUGGGAAAAACAUUUUCGGUCAAACCUGGUACUAGAUUGUUCGGUUGUCAAAAUCCUUUACGACAAGGUGGAGCCAGACGAGGUUUACCGAGAUCUUUUCUAAAUAGAUUUACUCAGGUUUCUAUAGAUGCAUUAAUGAAGGAUGACUUGAAGUUUAUACUCAGUGUACAAUUUCCACAACUUCCUAUGGAAUUGAUCAAUAACAUGGUACAGUACAAUAACAAGUUAGCGUCGGAAGCAGGCAUUGUAUGGGGACAUGCUGGGUCUCCGUGGGAGAUGAAUUUACGAGAUAUUACCCGUUGGUGUGAAACGAUUAUCGAAGCUGCUUCUAACGAAUUUUGCGGCGAUAAACAGUACUUUAAUCCAGGUGACAGCAUGGAGCUCAUUUAUGUUAACAGAAUGAGAACUAAUGAAGAUCGACAAAAGGUUUAUCAAAUAUAUGAAGAGUUUUCACUCGAAGAAUAUCCGCUUCCGCCCACUCAACUGCCCAUGCAUAUCACAGCUGACAAACUUUUCAUCGGUGACAUGACACUAAGCCGGAAAAAUUGCAGCGCGCAUCAGGACUUCAAUUUGUUGGUGCUUAGAGAACAGAAAAGAGUGUUGAAAAGUCUAAUGCAGUGUGUUAAAAUGAAUUGGAUGUCAAUACUUGUUGGUGGUUCCGGUUGCGGGAAAAGCAGCGUGGUUCGUCUACUCGCCGCUUUAACAGGUCAGAAGCUGAGGUCGAUUGCUCUGAAUUCUGCAAUGGACACGACAGAGAUAUUAGGUGGCUUCGAACAGACCGACUACAAUCGGCAUCUUGAACAACUAUUUGAGCGCGUAACGACUUUACUUAUCGGGAGUUUACAAACGAAGAUAACUAUCGACAAAUUGGAGCAAGUUACCGAGCUUCAUGAACGUCUGGAACAAGUGCGACAUUUAUUCGAUGAAAACGUUGCCGGUAGGACAAUGGAAGAGGAAACCAAACUAUUCUUACAUAAAAUCGAGAAAUUGUCGGAAUUGGUGUCGGUGAUGAAGCUUCGGGAACCUUCUUGCGAAUUGGAGCUACAAGAUAUCGAGUCGAGCUUGAAGAACUUGUCGAUUUUCGUCCAUCAGGAUAAAUGCUUGAAUGCCGGUGGAAAGUUCGAAUGGGUGGACAGUGUGUUAGUAAAGUGCCUGCAAGACGGUACGUGGUUACUCAUCGACCAAGUUAAUCUAUGUAGCCCUGCUGUAUUAGACAGACUUAAUGGACUGUUAGAACCAAAUGGUGUUCUCAGUAUCGGUGAACGAGGCGUUGAUAGCGAGGGCAACGUCGUUACUAUCAAGCCACACGAAAAUUUCCGCUUAUUUCUAACCAUGGAUCCCCGAUACGGCGAAAUUUCCAGAGCUAUGCGUAACAGAGGUGUCGAGAUUUAUAUGCUCGGUCCAAAGGAGAACGUCGAGGAGGAUGCAAUCGAUUUCAAGUCGCUGCUAUUUAACGCUGGUAUUACGAGGUCCGCACAUCACGACGCAUUACUCGAGAUCUACGACAGAAUGUCGGAGGAAAAUGUCGCUGUGGAUCGAUUCAGCGCGGUCGAUUUAUUGCAUACUGCGUUCUUGGUGAAGCAACGAUCAUUGCGUGGAUUCCCCGCGAAAGAAGCGCUCAGAAAUGCUUGCAUCGAUGUCUACGUGAAGUCUAGACCAUCGCGAGAUUCACGAUUCAAAGAACGUCUGGUUUCCCUGAUCGAUGAAACUAUCGUACGACAUGUCGAACGCGAUGAAGAGAUCUCAGUGAUCGAUUUGGAUGCCGCUACGUUGAGCGUGAAGAAUCUGCAAGACAAUUCGGCACUCGUUAUUAUCAGACAGCAAGGCUUAUUGUUGAAUGCGGCUGUUAAAAUGUAUGAGUCGCGUUUAAAAUCUGGUCUAGAAAAUAUCGAAGGAAAUAUUGUUACAACGAAGUCGUUAAAUGACUUCUGCGGUUUUAAAGAGGAUGGCAGGUUUACAUUGGAUGUUGACGUUGCUGACAUAUUGCCGUACCUUCUGUUAAAUUUUUACGAGCACUCUUCUCAAGACGAUGCACCACUCAGAAAGAAGUGGAUCUCGAAGAUGCUGCGACGAAAUGCAAUAUUUGACGAACUUGAGAGGAAGAGCAAGCUAAUGGCGAAUGCAAUCGCGCUGUUUCGUUUCGAACCCGCAAAUGUGAGAAGUUCAUUACCUUGGGAUUUGUGGCAAAUUGUUGGAAAGACAAUACGCGAUAAGGAUGAUAAUACUAGCAGAAAUACAAAUAAAUUAUUAUUGAUGCUAUAUGCGUACGGUAUGAUUCUAAAAAAUGAUGCAUCGCAUGUGAGGACAAAUAAGUUGAAGGAUGAAAAUUUGUUAUCUGUGAAGCAAAUAUCAAACUUGAUUCAAGAUUCCAGCUUGAUUCUCACCGGUAAGUUAUCUUCAUAUUUGAAAGGUGAGCCGCUUAUUACAAGUUUCGUAAAGUUCCUUAAAGAAGUAAAUUCUUGCAUAGACAUUGUUUUACAUGAUACAAACAUAAAUACUGAAGAGUAUGUUGAACUAAGAUCAGAGUUGAAAUGGUACACGAGAUUUGAAAAAUUGGGUGAAAUGACGCUCAUAGAUAAAACGAAAAAGUCUAAAAUCACGAAUUUGGAACAAAUUUCUUCGUUGCUGAGAGUGCAUUACAAAUGGUUGCUAAAGUUUUUACAUAAGUUAUUCAUAAUUAGAAAGUCUGUUAAAGAGAACAAAGAAACCAAGAGCAAGAUCAAAGAGUUGGGCGUGAUUGUAGCCCAGAUAAAUCAUCACAUGGAAUCGGUGUACGAUCCUUUCAAGAAGAUAUCAAAAAAAAUCAAAAAGUACUUGACACUUCCACCGCCUCACUCCUCGAAAAUCAGCAUGGAAGUAUAUUCAGGAUUGAUACAGAUAACAAAAGACUUUGAUGUGAGGAUUGAGGCAGGCAGCAUUCUGAAACAAGAGUUAAAGAUCAUAGCUGUGCAGUUAAAAGACGCGCUAGCGAUGAGACAACAAGUGAUCUCUUUAUGGAAUGACGUUUACUUCAAUAAACCAAUUGACGAAACGACAUUGCAGAUUGUUCACAAGAUAGACGGAUUCUGCGAUGAGAGUCACAUUCGUUUACGAGUUCCUGUAGAAAUCGAGAGUAUUUUGGACAAAGUACGUUCUCUUCCGGAGAAAGAAAUGAUGCAGUUGAACACGAGGAUACGAUUAUGGCCGAUUUACGAGUAUGUGUUCCUGUCGUUUGCCUGUACUCUACAGGGAGAAAUGUGUCGAGGAGUAACGAUUUCCGGUGUUACUUUGGCGGACUGCCUUGCAAGAUUCGCGGAUGUGGCCAGUAUACCGAGCAAUCUGAUGGGCUUGUUGAGCGUAAUGUCUCGAGUGGAAAUCAAGCAGGAAUCACAGCUCUUGUUGCUGCCGGAGUUGUUCUGCUGUCUCGCACAAUUUGUUCAGCAAUCUUAUGCUUUCGAGAAUACUAGUCGUCUUUUACAUUGGUGCGGUAUAACAGAGAAAGACAUAGAAAAAUCAGUAACUUCUUAUAUUGAACCCAAGACGCAGUACUACUUCGGCCGACCUAUUCUCUUGAACAUAGUACUGCAAUUAAUGUUAAAUAAGACAAAUCAAGAUAAAGAGAAAAAUAUUCUUCCCGCCGUCGCACUUGGAACAUAUGCGGCGCAAGUGAAUCAACUGCAGCUGUUAAAUGAGAUUUUAUGGCGCAACAGUAUCUCAUUGACAAACAAGCGAUAUAAUUCGAGCAGUAGCGAUCUAACAACGUUAAAGUUUUACUUACGUUUAUAUUUGUCCACAAUCGACAAAAUGAACACCGAUCAUAACGUGUAUGACUUAAUCACGGACGUCUUAAUAAAGCAAAGCGGAGAUCGCAACAUUAAAGAUGACAUUAGAGACAAAUUGAUAAGUGAUUAUUUCCUACCAAUGGGAAAAUUGCAUGAGGUGCACGAUGAAAUAAAUAAUAUCGGUGAGGAAAAUGUUCAUGAAGGGGAAAAUACGCUUCGACGGGGAAAAGCAUGGAUGAUUCUCGGUUAUAUACAAUUGAUGCUCUUUGGAAAUUUGGAUGUUAUGGAUCCGGUACAUAAAGUGGAAUUGAAGCUUAAGUACCUGGAAGAAGAUAUCGCCGAUUGUCGAAAGACGAUAUAUGUUACAACGUUGCAGGAUCGUAUUUUGGGAAUGUCAGCGGCAGACGAGCGCAAUCAUCCGAGAUUCGCAGCUAUGAAAAACUGCGAGAGUCGCUUGCUAAAGACGAGAAAUGAUCUGGGUUGUUGGAAAGCGUUCAGAUCACCGUCCAUCAAUUUCACUUCGCUCUACAAAGAUUGCGCCGAUUUCAGGAACAAAAUAGGUUCCUACACAUUGGUGGAGAAGCAUAUAAACAAACUAUAUGCGAGCGUAAACAUGAUCAGCCAAGAUUAUGAAUCAGCCAAUUUGACAAUCGCGGAAACUGCUUUGCAAGAAGCGGAAACCUGGAGUUUAUCAGUGCAGCGAUUCGCCGAACAAAUGAAAACGAAAUAUCUGUCGGCUUAUCCGGACAUAAUUCUUCCGUUGCUGACGGCGCUAGCACAAUUAAAUCAUGGCGUUUCCAUAAUGAUUAACGAAACCCAACGAUUGAUAUCUCUAUAUAAAACCGGAGUGACUGAAUCCUUGAUAUAUAAUCUAAUUCGAUUUCCGACGAUCGGCCGACACCAGGAAAAUCUAUUAAAUCUAAGCGAUCUAUGCGUUUCUAGAAGUAUGAGAAAUCUAAUCGGUAAAAAUUUGCAUUCCACGGAUGCGUUUGUCAGAAUGCAGGAGCAAUUCCGAAUAUUCAAAUUAGGUUUGCACGAACUGUACAAUUAUGUGAUUUUGAAUAAAGUUUUGACUCCGUCAUUAUGGCGAGAUAUGAACGAUUUAUUACAGCAGAUAGUCUUGAUCUGGAAACAACAGCAACAAGAGGAAGAGAAACGAGCCGCGGAGAGAGACAGUUUGUACAAGAAUAAAAUCAAAGAUCACAGCGAUACAUUGACGGAGGAGGAAGAACUUGCCCAGGAAGUUCGUAAACUAUUCCCCACGUACCGCGACAAAGAUUUUCACGAUAUAGAGGAGAACUUGCAUCCCUCUCUCGAUCAAAGGAAUGCGUUACCGAUCCAAUCGGAUGAGACAAAAGCGAACUUCAGCGGUCUCAUCACUAAGGACGACAUCAGAAAGAUUCAACAAAUCCAUUCGAACAUCGUAACAUCCUUCAUUACGGCCAAAUGGAUAUGUAGCAGUUCUGGUUUGGAAAGUUCAACGAAUUACGUCGAACCCCUGAUCCAAAGGUACAAUACCGUGUACGGGAUGUUCGAUAACUUACUGCCAAGUUUGAGCGAAGGACUUUCUAUCGAAUUGUACAACAGCUUGAAUUUUUUGGUCACUUUGGGAUUACAAGCGAGUCAAAAGAGCGCAGAACAGAAUACUGGAGAACGAAUGAAAACUUAUGAUUUUUACAAGGACAGCAACAUCGAGGAAGUGAAGCAGUGCCUGCCCUUGUGCGAAAGUAUCCUGAAUCGCGUUGAUCAGCUGAUGGAGGAAUGGCCAGAACAUCCCACUCUAAGAUCGAUACGAUGUAUAAUAGAAAGAAUCUACACGUUCUCGAUCACUUCGCCUGUUUCCAGAUUCCUAACAGGUCUGGAGAUACUACGUGAUAAAAUGCAUCAAUGGGAGGAGAAUGCGCACAGCGGCGUCAGCAUGACCGACUAUGUAUUAAGAUUAGAGAAACAGAUAAUAUGCUGGAGGAAAUUGGAAUUGUCUUGUUGGAAAGGUUGCCUGGAUACAACGUAUGAGAAUCUCAAAUCGGACACAUCCAAAUGGUGGUUCUUCUUGUACGCAUUGAUUGAGAGCUACAUUAUGAGAUCCGAAAAAAAUAAAAAUCAGAAAACGGAUGAUGAGCCCAUCACCAGGCAAGAAUUGAUAGAAACGUUGCAGCGUUUCAUGAACGAGUCGACACUCGUCGAAUUCGAAUCGCGAUUGAAUCUUCUCUUAACAUUCCACUGUCACGUGUAUUAUUUCAAUGAUAGUAAUAACAAGAACGAGCUUUUAGCCGUAUUAUGGAACAUAUAUCAUUAUUACAAACAAUUCGUGGACGAUGUAAACGCGAAAAUUAUUGCUUUAAAGAUGCCCAUCGAGAAAAAAUUGAAGGAUUUUGUUAAGAUCGCGCGAUGGAACAAGAGCGACUAUUGGGUUGUAAAGGAGACAGUUGAAAAGACACAUCGGACUUUGCAUAAAUUUAUAAAGGAAUUCCAGAAUGCCUUGAAGCAGAACGUAUCUUCUUGCUUAACUGUUAAAUCGGGACCUUAUAAUACAGAAAUAAACAAAUACAUGUCGGAUGAUAGAGAACAUCUGGAAGACAGGAUAAGAAGACAUUCUGAAGAUUUUAGCAUAGCAAUAUCUUCGCAAUCUAUAAACGUGAAAAUACGAUUCACAAGUGGACUUAUCACUAGAACAGAGACGCUGCUGACGAAGGCCAAAUCUCUAUGCAAGGAAAUAAUCUUAAAAAAUUCUUAUGAUCACGUACGAUUAGAACUUGAACAUUUCAUCGAAUAUUUCAUGAAUCAAAGCGCAGAUCUUCGGAAUAUGAAUAUUGACAGAAGUUUACCAAAAGGUAAGCAAAAGUCUCAGGCGAAGAGUUUCUUGCAGCAGAAGAAAAGGAUGCUCGAUGAUUACUUCAAGAAGUUGGCUGAAAUAGGCAUACGCUAUCGCGUUGGUGUACUGAAGUUGAAAAACGACGUGGACAAAGUGAUAGACUUUACGAUAUCACCUUUGGAUCUGUCUACAAUUGGCCGGUACUUUAGACUAAGGGAAGCCGAUCAGAGUCUGCUAACGCAGUGGAAUGGCUGUGAGAAGUAUUACUACAAAUCUCUUAUCAGGCUGAACGCUCUCAACGCAAUGCUUAACAGAUCCCAAACCGAUCUGGGAUUGCAAAACAGAGAUCGAUGCCGAGGAUAUUCUGCGCACUUGAUGAUGAUUGCCCACACACAGAGAACAACAAUUGUCCAGUUGUUUAAUCAUUUUUCGUCGCUUCGCAUACAGCUUUCAAAUCUGUCCGAAAUACGCGAACAGGAUCUGAAUAUGCUGAGACAGAAUAAGGGCCAGUAUUGCGUGGAAAAGCUGAAAACGUUACUGAUUACAUUGGAAGUUGGAUUCGAACAGCUGUUACUAUUUUUGCAAUGUUGUCCCGCGCAAUCGUCGACAGAUCCGAAUAGAGCCGCGCUUACAUUGAAUGCAAAUGCACUUCCUAUAAUCGCCGCGUCUCAAAACGAUGAGAUUUGGAAAAAUGCGAACGCUUUAUUGAAAAACAACUUAACUUCAGUAAAAGCUAUCGCGAAACAUUUCCAUGCAUUGUUCGUGCCGUUCGAAAUCUUGUCGGCAGAUCGUUCUACAUGUUCCGCUCAUAUUUUAUUUUUAAGUUCGAAACAUUUUGAAUUCUUGGAGCAAUGCUAUACAACAAUCGAAGAUUUAAGAGCGCGAUCUAAGAAAUUAAAACAUAUGUUUGAGAGUCUAGACGUUGCGCAUCCUAUCUGUGAAAAUAUAGCAUUCUUAGACACGAAGAUGGAAUGUUUCCUUCAACUCUUUGAAAACUUGCGAAAAUUCGCGGAUGUCGAAGAUGAAGCGCAAGAAUUAGAGGAAAAGAAUCAAGCUAUCGAGCAAUACGAAUUAAUGUUGGAACAACUAAUAAACGCGACAUUACUUGUAAUACAGAAGAAAUACAAAGAACAUUUUCAUAUUAGAGAAAAAGAAAAUGCACCAUUCAUGAUAAAUGAGAAAUCAAACGAGAAAAUUUUCGAAUUUCUCGAACAGGAUAUAAUGGAUCUAAAGCUUUCUGAUAUAUACAAUUCAUUUUUCAAUCUUUUACUAAAGAUACGUGAAUUUGAUCUGCGAUCAGCAAACUAUUGUAUUAGAUUGCUCCUAAAAUGUGCACCUCUAUUGGAACAAUAUAUCUUGUUCGUUCAAUUUUAUUUAAAUGAACAAGUGGCGUUGUUCCGUAUUACAUGCAAGAUAUUAUAUCUACAAUUAAACGUAUUCUUAGAUCUGGCUGCAAAUGGUUUCUGUGUGCCAAAGGAUUUAGAUCUCGAGGAAGGCGAGACAGAUGAAUCCGGCGAAAAGACAGAGAAAGGAGGAAUGGGUUUAGCUGAUGGCGAAGGAACGAAAGACGUUUCUGAUAGAAUAGAAUCUGAGGAUCAACUUGAGGAUGCAAGGCCUGCGGAUCAAGAACAGGAAAAACAAGACGAUAAGAAUUGCAAAGAGGAGGAAAAGGGAAUUGACAUGUCUGAAAAUUUCGACAGUAAGCCUCAAGAUAUAGAAAACAACAAUGAUGAUGAAGAACAGAGCGACGAUGACGAAGAAAAUGAUUUGGAUAAAGAAAUGGGAGAGACAGGAGAAGGAGCUGAACAGCUUGAUAAAAAAAUCUGGGACGACGAUCAGGAAGAAUCCGAAGAGGAUAAUCAGGAAUCGGAAAAGGAAGAUGAAGAAGGCACAGGUGAGCAAAUCGGUGAGGAGGAAAUGGGUGCGAAAGAUGACAGAAAUAAGAAAAAACAGGAUGAUGAUACGGAUGAUGAGGAUCGACCUAAAGAGGAAAAUAAAAAGGAGAUAAACGAGUUGAAUGAGCCACAAAUAGAUGAAGAUCAUAAAAAUCCUUAUCACGGUAAAUUUCAACCUCAACCCGAACCCGAGCCGCUUGAUCUACCAGAAGACUUGAAUCUGGAUGAAGACGGUAAAGAAGACAACGGUAGUGAAGAACAAAAUCCGUUUGACAUUGAUGAAAUGAAGAAGCCGCCGCCAGAGAAACAAGAUAUAGAACUCGAGAAAGAAAUUGAGGAGACUAAAGAAAGUGAUCCUGAAAACUCUAGCGAGAACGAGGACGAGAAUGAGAAUGAUAAUGAUGAUAAAGAAAAUCAGUCGCGAAAAACAGAAGAAGAACUCGAAGCUAAUAAGGAAGAAAAAAGUGGGGAGAAUGCGGAAGCCGAAAAUAAAGAUGAAGAGCAAAAUCAAAAUGAAAAAGCAGAGGAGGAAAAAUUGCAAGAAAAGGCAGCGCCGAGUGCAAAUGAUGCGAGUGAACAAAUGGAUGCUGCGCAACAAAUAAAUGAAACGACGGAAGGUUCGCGAGACGCGGUAGCACAAAAGCCGGACGUGAAGGAUCAACAGGAAACUUCAGCCGAAAAUACUCAAGAAGAUAAUAACGAUAAGGGCACUGGACAAUCACAAUCGGCACAACAGGAGAGUGGACAUUCAGGAUCAUCUAAGCAGGAAACUGUUCCAGCACCGCAGAGCAACAUUACGACAAAACCAGAGAAAAGAAAGAAUCCAGGCGAGAGCAAUGAAGACCGCACUCUAUUGGAUAGACCUGAGCCAAAGUUAAAGAAAUUGAAGACGGUUUAUACGCUGGACGAAGUCUCAAGAAACGAGAAGGAAGAUGAUGUAGGCAACGAUAAUAGCGAUAAGACUGAAAUAGCUCAACACAUCAAAGAUUCUGAAAAAUUCGAUGAUUACACACUCGACGCUGCGACAGAGGAUCAAGUCAGACAACAAGCUUCUAAUAUGGAUAAGGAUGAAAAUGAGGAAGAAGAAAAAGAUGAUGUCUCCGUGGAUAUGGAGAUGCACGAGGAUGAGAAAAACGACGUAACAGAUAAUAAAAUAAAUGAGCAGAAACCUGAAAAGAUCUCCGAGAGUGGAGACAAUAAACGCAGAAGUGAUUCCGAUAAAAGGAACAAUGUAAAAGACAAUCAAAUGGAGACAACGGUCGAAAUAGAAGGUGAAAUAGUGGCGACCAUGAUAGUACAGAGAGGAAAUGAAUCUACAUUUCACACGACGGAAUGCAAUUUGGAAUUAAAUGAUCUUGGCUCUGGUUGUAUAGAAAGAAAGCGAUUCGAGGUAGAAAAAAUGUUGAGCGAAUGGACGCAAGUUCCAUCUACAGAGGAAGCUACAGCCGCGUGGAAUUGUCUGUGUUCAGUCACCGAUACAGCCGCUAGGGAUUUAUCGGAAAAAUUGAGACUGGUAUUGGAUCCCACACAAGCAUCAAGAUUGAAGGGUGAUUAUAAGACAGGCAAACGCAUCAAUAUGCGUAAAAUCAUUCCUUAUAUAGCCAGUCAAUUUCGCAAGGAUAAAAUUUGGCUCAGGCGUACAAAACCGUCGAAACGUGACUAUCAGAUCAUCCUCGCGUUGGACGAUUCCAGCAGUAUGGCAAAUAGCCAUUCUAAAGAAUUGGCUUUCGAGUCUCUGUCGUUAAUUAGCAAAGCUAUGACUUAUCUGGAAGUAGGACAACUUAGUGUCGUAAGCUUUGGAGAACAAGUGAAAGUAUUGCAUCCUUUAGGAGAAACUUUCACAGAACAAAGUGGAUCUAGGCUAAUACAAGAAAUAAGGUUUGAUCAAGAAAAGACGAUGGUUAGUCAGUUACUCGAUUUUACAGUGGACAUGUUUGAGAGUCAAUAUGCCUCAUCCGACAAUGCUAAACUGCUGCUAAUACUGUCAGAUGGCAAAAUAUUUUCAAACGGAAGAAAUGAAGUGAAUCGUGCUGUCAGAAGAGCCAGACUUGCAGAUAUCUUCUUAGUAUUCAUAAUAGUUGAUAAUCCAGUUAACAAGCAUUCAAUAUUAGAUAUCCGUAGGCCUAUAUUUGGGGAAGGAGGAAAAUUAUUAGAAUUUCGAUCUUAUUUGGACGAUUUCCCAUUUCCAUUCUAUAUGAUUCUUAGAGACAUUAACACAUUGCCAGGUGUUUUGAGUGAUGCCUUACGUCAAUGGUUUGAAGUAGUUGGGAAAAUUGAUACCUAAGCUAAUAAAUGUAUAGUUUCAAACAAUCAGUCUUUUAUAAUAUUUAUAAAUAUUUAAUAUGUGAGUAAGAACUUCACGUUGACGG